AUGGACGCUGAUCAAUUCCGGAAAGCUGCCCACGCAGCCAUUGAAGAGAUCAUUGCCUACAAUCAAGAGCUUCCCAACUACCCUGUGCUGCCGACGAUCAAGCCAGGAUACCUCGCACCACAGCUGCCUUCGUCGGCACCAGAAAAGCCAGAGUCAUGGUCCGAAAUCCAGUCAGAUAUUGGGUCGAAAAUUGUGCCCGGUAUCACUCACUGGCAGUCACCCAACUUCAUGGCCUUCUUCCCGGCUGGUGUCACCUACCCGUCCAUGCUCGGGGAGAUGUACUCUGCCGCAUUCACGGCGCCGGCAUUCAAUUGGUUGUGCAGUCCUGCGUGCACGGAGCUGGAAACCGUGGUGAUGGACUGGUUGGCUCGGGCUCUUCAACUGCCCGAGGAAUUUCUCAGCACGGGUGCCAGCGGCGGCGGAGGCACUAUUCAAGGCAGUGCCAGUGAGGCGAUAGUGACCUGCAUGGUCGCUGCGAGGGAGAGGUAUUUGCAUAACAAGUGUGAUGCAGAAGGCCUGAAACCUGGAUCGCUCGAGAGAGAAGACCGCAUUGCCUUCUUGAGAGGUCGGCUGGUGGCCUUGUCGAGUGAUCAAGCCCAUUCUUCGACGCAAAAGGGUGCUUUGAUCGCCGGAACGCGGUACAAGUCUAUCCCGACUAAGCUUGAGAAUGAGUUGUCAUUGCAGAGGGAAGAGCUGGAAGCUGUCCUGGAGCAAUGCAAGGCUGAAGGUCUCGAACCCUACUACAUCACCCUGACGCUGGGCACAACCUCGACAUGUGCAGUUGACGACUUUGCGGGUCUCGCGCCAGUCCUGAAAGCCAACCCAGGCAUCUGGGUUCACAUUGAUGCGGCCUACGCUGGAGCGGCCUUGGUCCGACCCGAAUUCUCCUCCAAGUACUCUCCACAAAUGAUCAUCGCCGACUCGUUCAACAUGAACAUGCACAAAUGGCUCCUAGUCAACUUUGACGCCUCCUGUCUGUUUGUCCAGAACAGGAACCAUUUGACGCGUGCAUUGUCUAUAUCUGCCGCCUAUUAUACGAACAAACACUCGGACAGUGGUCUGGUCACGGACUAUCGAGACUGGCAAAUCCCCCUGGGGAGAAGAUUUCGAGCUCUGAAGAUCUGGUUUGUUAUGCGGAGUUAUGGCCUAGAAGGGAUGAGGGAGCAUAUCAGAAAGUCGCUGGAGAGAGGUGAGGUUUUUGCUGACCUUGUCCGAGGAAGGAGUGACCUGUUCGAGCUGGUCGCCGAGCCGAGAUUUGGUUUGGUCUGUUUCCGGGUCAAACCCUCUGCCCUGGUAGAGCAGGCGAAUACGGCGGAGACGAAUGCCGAUUUCCUGCCACAGACUGCAGCGAAGCAACAAAAAGAACAGGAUGCGAACGAGGUGACGAGGCACAUUGGAGAUCUGAUCAACGAGCGAGGUCAGAUUUUCAUCACCUGCAGCAGCACCGCGGGCAAAUCCUUCAUGCGGGUCGUCAGUGGCAACCCGCAUGGAGAAGAGAAGUAUGUGAGGGCAGCCUUUGAGAUCAUUACGAAAACGACGGAGGAGGUCAUUGCCUCGAAGAAGCCAGGGAAUGAGAUGAAUUGA
This is a messenger RNA of Fonsecaea nubica, 1584 nucleotides long. RefSeq lists its product as hypothetical. The transcript is spliced from 2 exons. Gene Ontology annotation, molecular function: pyridoxal phosphate binding; carboxy-lyase activity. Gene Ontology annotation, biological process: amino acid metabolic process. Bases 1 to 1584 code for a protein of 527 amino acids. The record is from RefSeq and is a predicted model, not a curated record. Lineage: Eukaryota; Fungi; Ascomycota; Eurotiomycetes; Chaetothyriales; Herpotrichiellaceae.